This is a messenger RNA of Yamadazyma jaroonii, 1689 nucleotides long. NCBI's taxonomy places the organism in Eukaryota, Fungi, Ascomycota, Pichiomycetes, Serinales, Debaryomycetaceae. The record is from the annotation of a GenBank genome assembly.
AUGCCUACACCGUCGAAAGAGUGUAUAACAAUCCAAGAUAUCAUGGAAGAGUCUCCUUCCAAGAGAAUCAAGUUGAGUACUCCGGAUAUGAGUAUUCAUGAAGACAAUGAUUCAUCUUCAAUCGAAGUAAUUGAUUUACUUGAUACCGAAGAACAACAACCUUCCCAAGAUCAACCAAAACUGGAAAGACAAAAGUUAGCCCAAGCAAAGAAAGAGGAAGAAAGGAAACUCCGGGAAUUGAAGAAAGAAGAAGAGAGAAAGGCUAAAGAAAUAGCUAAGGAAGAAGAAAGAAAAGCCAGAGAAGAAGCUAAAGAAGCUGAAAGGAAAGCUAAAGAAGCAGCUAAAGAAGCUGAAAAGAGAGCCAGAGAGGAAGCAAAAGCGGCAGAAAAGAAACGUAAGGAAGAAGCACGUGAAUUGGAAAAGAAACAACGUGAAGAAGCCAAAGAAACCGAAAGAAAGAAACGUGAGGAAUUGAAGGAAAUGGAGAGAAAGAAAAAAGAAGCUGCUAAAGAAGCUGAAAGGAAACGUAAAGAAGAACUCAAGGAAGCCGAACGUAAGGCUAAAGAGGAAGCUAAAGAAGCUGAACGUAAAGCUAAAGAAGCUAAAGAAGCAGAGAAACAAGCUGUAGAACUCAAAAAGAAGAAACUUGCUGAUAAACAAAAGAUAGGAAAUUUCUUCUCUAGAGCCAAGUCUGAUACUUCCAAGGAUUCCAAUUCAGCUCAAACACUUUUCGAUAAGCUUGUCUUACCAUUUCAUGUAAAAUCGAAUUGUACCAUGGCUGCUUCCGGACAAUUACCAAAAGACAAGUUAGCCCAAGCCAAAGCAUCAUUUGAAAACUUAUUAACUCAGCCAGCUAUUAAUGAUAAAAGUUUCUUCAAAUCAAGGACAAUGAAUAUCACAUCCACCACGGUAGUAAGUCCAGAAGAUAUAGUACAAGCUAUGGAAAAUAACACUUCUUCCAGUACCAUAUUCUCCAUGCUUCGAAAUUUAGGUACUAUAAAAUACCUCCAAUUCUACGAAAAUGAAAAACCUCCUUAUAUUGGGACCUGGUGUUCCAAAGAUCAUAUCAGUUUGAACUUCCCCAUCACAGAACCUUUCAACCAAGAAUUAACUGGCUAUGAUUAUACUUAUGAUUCCGACUUGGAUUGGAGAGAAGAAGAAGGGGACGACAUUGACAUAGAUGAAGAUGACGAAGAAGAAGAAGAUGAAGAUAAUGACAUGGAAGACUUCGUUGAAGCUGAAAUGGAACGAGAAACAAGAUUUGUGGGUAAAUUAAAACCCACAUUCAUGUUAAAUGAUGGUACAAACAAAGAGGUCUUUAAUAACUUGAAGUUCGAAAGAUUACACAUAACGGUAGAUUUCCCUAUAGAUCCUAAGAUCAAUUACUGGAAAGCGGAAAACGAUGAUACAUCACUUUUGUCUACACCACUUCCUGCCACGACAUCGACUCCUGUCAAUGUUCUCACCCCCACCAAACCAACCAUUAAGGAUGAAAAAAUCAUCACCAGUCUCAUAACUUUCAUAGAAGCUAAUAAUGAUUUCAGUAUUGGUACUUUAGUAGAAUUAUCACAGAAACAGUUCAAAGACUUUACCAAAGUGCUCCUCAAAAACACCAUUCAAGAAAUUGCCCAUUAUAAUAAGAAAACUGCUCAUUGGGAAAUAAAACCUCAAUUCAAACAACCAAUAUGA